Molecule: messenger RNA, 1601 nt
Organism: Lineus longissimus
Lineage: Eukaryota; Metazoa; Nemertea; Pilidiophora; Heteronemertea; Lineidae
Product: 26S proteasome non-ATPase regulatory subunit 6-like
Exons: 8
Coding region: 8-1177 (389 amino acids)
Biological process (GO): proteasome-mediated ubiquitin-dependent protein catabolic process
Cellular component (GO): proteasome regulatory particle
Molecular function (GO): protein binding
Source: RefSeq, a predicted model, not a curated record
AACCAAAAUGCCGGUCGAAAAUUUAGAAGAAGAGGGACUCGAUAAAAACCCUAAUUUACAGCUGGCCCAAUGGCGAUUUCUUCUUGGGACAGAAAAGAAUAUCAACAACAAAAAGGCUAAGCAUGAUUUGUUGGAAGCCCUUAAGGCAGAUAAUAUGGCCCCUCUUUAUGAAGAAAUUUGCAAAGAGCUGAAAUGGAAAGUGGAUGUAACCCUCUUGAGUAAAAUGCAGAAGUCCAACGAGGAUGAAUUGAAGAAAUUAGAUGAAGCUAUUGCCGACGCAGAGAAAAACUUGGGUGAAACGGAUGUCAGAGAUUCAAUGAUGAGAAAAGCAGAAUAUCUGUCCAAAAUUGGUGACAAGGAAGCAGCACUGACUCAGUUCAGAAAAACUGGUGAGAAAACAACCACUCUGGGUUAUCGUCUUGACUCGGUCUUCCAUUUAAUCAGACUCGGUCUCUUCUACAUGGAUCAUGAUCUUGUUACCAGGAACUUGGAAAAGGCACAGAGUUUGAUAGACGAGGGAGGAGACUGGGACAGACGGAACCGUUUGAAAGUUUACCGAGGGACGUACUGUAUGGCCAUCCGUGACUUCAAAACCGCAGCAAAUCUCUUCCUAGAUACUGUGGCGACAUUCACGUCUUAUGAACUCAUGGAGUACACAUCGUUUGUGACCUACACAGUCCUAUGCAGCAUGAUUGCUUUGGAAAGACCCAAACUCAGAGAAAAGGCCGUGAAGGGAUCUGAAAUAUUAGAAGUGUUACACAGCCUGCCAGAAAUCAGACAGUUCCUCUUCUCUCUCUACAACUGCCAGUAUGGCGAUUUCUUCAAGUCUUUGGCAAAUAUUGAAGAGUUCCUGAAGCAUGACCGCUUGUUGGCACCACAUUACCGAUACUACGUCAGAGAGAUGCGCAUCCUUGCGUAUUCACAACUUCUGGAGUCCUACCGCAGUUUGACACUUGACUAUAUGGCGAAGGCAUUUGGUGUUAGCGUGGACUUAAUUGACCAGGAAUUAUCCAGGUUUAUCGCUGCUGGGCGCCUUCAUGCGAAAAUAGACAAAGUUGGAGGAAUUGUUGAGACAAACAGGCCAGAUAGCAAGAAUCACCAAUACCAGACCACGAUCAAACAGGGAGAUUUACUUUUGAAUCGGAUCCAGAAGUUGAGCCGUGUCAUCAACAUCUGAAAUUGCUACAUCAUCGAAAUGGAAAUCAUGUGCUCAUCCAGUGGACACUCGGUACAAAACUUUGACACUCAGUCAAAAAGACUCUUUCAUCUUCAUAAAAUGGAACUGUGCAAGAAAUUUUGUUCAUUAUGCAGAUUUGUCUGCUCCAGACCUUCCUUUGCUGCCUUUUGGGGGGAAAUAGCCUCAGAAAAAUGCUGCCAACAUCUCAGCAGCCAGCCUCCUCCUGACGGAGUAGCAAUCCUGACCACAGAAUGACCGAGCACUGAAAUUUUGAAUCUGUUGUUAUUUGGAGAGUAUAAACAGCCUUCAUCACAUUAUGAAAUGGGAAAACCUUAGGUUCUACUUGUCAAUUGUACAUGUAUGAUUUCAUCUAAAGCUGUCUAUUUGGCUUGGUACAGAUUUUUUGUAAAUAAAGUCUUCUUGU